This is a messenger RNA of Apaloderma vittatum (bar-tailed trogon), 2050 nucleotides long. RefSeq names its product coiled-coil domain containing 174 (gene CCDC174). The record is from RefSeq and is a predicted model, not a curated record. The transcript is spliced from 10 exons. Bases 239 to 2050 code for a protein of 603 amino acids. NCBI's taxonomy places the organism in Eukaryota, Metazoa, Chordata, Aves, Trogoniformes, Trogonidae. Gene Ontology annotation, cellular component: nucleus.
AGAUCUCAAAGCAGAACUCUUCCGAAAGCAAGAAGAAUUCAAGAAAGAAAAGCUAUUGAAAGAUGCUGGCAUCUUUGCAAAGCCUCAGACUUCAAAUAAGAAACCAAGUAUCUGGAACAAAAAAAAUGCAGGAGUUGCAAAACGAGCUGAGAAGGAUGUUGAGCAGAAAGCAGAAGAGGAGCAUGUAUUAGAUAUAUCAAGGAAGAAACUUGAAGAGAAAGCAAAGCUAUAUGAGAAAAUGACAAAAGGCGACUUUCCAGAUGAAGAAACUGAGGAUUUGUACCUAGUGGAUUUCACUCAGAAGAUCAUAGACAAACAGCACGAAGUACAAGAACUGUAUCAGAGCGAAGCUGCUAGAAAGGCCGUAGACAAAGAUACGGACGAUGAGGAAACUCAACCUGAAAUGGAAAUCCCCCCACCAACGGACCCAGAUGAAGAAUGGGUUGAUUAUGUUGAUUUCUUGGGCCGAUCUAGACGCUGUAUGAAGAAGGAUUUGCCAAGUCUACUUAAAAUGGACCAGGAACUUCAAGGGAAAAGACAAGGUCUUGAUGGGAAUACUCUGUUAUCUGAAGACAUGAGAAGAGAACUUCAGAGGCAGCAGUGGGAAAAGGAAGAAGAAGAAGCCCUCAGAAAACCCAUGGGACCCAUACAUUAUGAGGACAUUCGAGAAAAUGAGGCCAGACAGCUUGGUGUUGGUUACUUUGCCUUUUCUCGUGAUAAAGAACUUAGGAAUAAACAACGGGCAACACUGGAUAUGCUAAGAGAGCAGACACUCGAUCAGAGAACUAAACGUGAACAGUUAAAAGAAAAAAGGAAGGCAGCUCUAGAUGCGAGGCUGUCUAAACUUCGAGCACGGAAGAUUAAGAAGUUAAGGGAAGCUGGAUUAGACGAAGAGGCAGACAAAUUGGAGAACGGAGAGUUGAAAGGUGUUGCUGAAGAACCAGAAGCUCCAAGAGUUACUGCAGCAAGUAGAAAGGUAGAGGUUGUCAUCCAGGAGAGAAGAGAUACAAAGCCCGGUGUGCCUUAUGUCCGAGAGUGGGAUAAAGGCAAAGAAUUGAUGUUCGGACAAUGGGCAAAGAAACAGGAAGAGCUCAGAGAUGAGCGCGAUCCAGAAUUUGCACCACCCUCCGAUUACUUUAUGGGACAAAAGAAAGAUGAUAACUACAGGAGUCAGAAGUCAAACAGUCCUGAAACUUCCUCUAAAAAAUUGGAAACGGAGGCAGCACAAAACCAACAGAUGCCAUCAGUGCAGGCCAAGGGCAGCAACACUGAAGAUGUUUCACCAUCAGCGCAAGCUUGCAGUAGCAAUGUUCAACGUGAGCCAGCAUCAGCAGAGGUCCGUGGCAGUGACAAUCAAGAUGCGUCAUCGUCAGCAGAGGAUGACAGCAGCGAUGAUGAAGAUACGCUGCCAGCAGCACAGGCUUACGGCUACAGUGCUCGAGCUGUGCCGCCGCCGAUGCAGGCUUACGGCUACGGUGCUCGAGAUGUGCUGUCAUCAGUGCAGGCUUAUGGCUACAGCCCUCACGAUAUGGCAUUUCCAGUGCAGGCUUAUGGCUACGGUGCCCAAGGCGUGCUGCCACCCGUGCACGCCUAUGGCUACGGCACACACGAUGUGCCCUUUCCAAUGCAGGCUUACAGCUACGGCACCCAAGAUGUGCCGCCAGGAACACAGCCCUGUGGCUGCAGCACCCAAGAUCUUCCACAGUGUACACAGGCCUGUUGCUGCAGCGCCCAAAAGCUUCCACCGGGAACACACGCCUGUGGCUGCAGUGCCCAAGAUGUGCCACCCGGCAUACAGGCCUGCAGCUACAGCACCCAAGAUCUUCCACCAGGAACACAGGCCUGUGGCUACAACACCCAAGAUCUUCUGCCAGGAACACAGACCUGCAGCUGCAGCACCGAAGAUGCGCCACCAGGAACACAGGCCUGUGGCUGCAGCCCUCAAGAUGUGGCCCCGUCAGCUCAGACCGACAGCAGUGACACUCAGAAUCAGGAGCCACUUUACCAAAGUUUAGAUGAUAUGCUGUCUUAUUACAGACAAGUGACUUGA